CGGGCGCAGGCCUCCCAGCCGCCCCCCUCCUUCUCCGAGCCACCGCCCCCCUCCCUGGAGCCCCCGCCGGCCACCGCCUCCCAGCCCUACCUGCCGCCUCCUGCCCAGGGCUACAUGGCGCACCCCCAGCCCUACCUGCUCUCCUCCCAGGCCUCCCCUUCCCAGCCGGCGCAGCCCGGCCUGGCGCCCUCCAUCCCUCCCCCGGCCAAGCCAUCGCAGGCCCAUUUCCCCCCGCCCCAGCCGUCCUUGCCCCUGCCCGCCGCUGCCCAGCCGGAGGCCGCGCAGGGUGCCAGCAAGGAGGCCGGUGGCACCGAGCAGCCGGACCCCUCCACCAUGACUCCCCAGGAACAGCAGCAAUACUGGUACCAGCAGCACCUGCUUAGCCUCCAGCAAAGGGCAAAAGCCCAUGCUCAGGGACAGCAGCAAAUGAAAGGUCCAGUAGUGAAGGAUGCAGCUGAGCAGAGAGCAAAGUCUGAAGAAGGGAAAAUGAGUGUUUCAACUCAGCAAUCUGAACCUCCUCCACUUAAUGAAUCCCUGCCUCCAGCUUCCAAAGAAGAUGAGUCUUCUCUUCCAUCCACUGAAACUCAGCUCAAUAUUGAACCACCUGAUGACCCCGAGGAAGAUUUGAGAUUGCAGCAGUUGCAAGCAGCAGCAGCUCAAUGGCAGCAGCAUCCCCAUCACCGGGUUGGAUUUCAAUAUCAGAGAAUAAUGCAGAAGCAUGCCCAGCUGCAGCAGAUAGUACAGCAGUAUCAACAGAUCAUGCAACAGCCGCCACACUUACAGACAAUGUCAGUGGACAUGCAGCUGCGACAUUAUGAGGCACAGCAAAAACAGUUCCAGCAGCUUCAUAAGGAUUGGGAGCGAUCAAUGAACCAACAGUGGCAGCAUCAGCUUCAAACCUACCCUCACAAAGACCAGCUUCAAGAGUAUGAGAAACAGUGGAAAGCAUGGGAUGAACAGAUGAAGGUUACUCAGUCCCAUCUGCAGGAGAAAGUGAGCUCACUUCAAAAUCUGAAGAAUCAGUACCCUGCAAAUGUUUCGCUGCCACCUCCAUUUGUUCCAUAUUCUCAAACCACUCAAGGUGGCAUUCCUGUUAUGCCUCCAACUUUACCUUCAACUACGCCUCCACUGGUCCCCCCACCUCUGUCUUCUGUUUCUCAGUUAUCUAAUUCCUCUGUCCCUUCAGGAUCCAGUUCUCAAAGCAGUCAAUCUACUGAGACACCAAGGCCAGCUCUGCUUCCCACCCCUGGUACCUAUGCAUCAAAAAUAGCUAGUUCAACUGUCUAUUCACCUUAUCAUUCUCAAGUAAGUUCAUCCUUUGGCUCUUCAGACCAUGGAAAGUCUCAAGGUCAUCUUAGUAAACAAACUGUCCCUAUUUCAUCUGAGCAAGGAUGUGGGGAACUGAAAGCCACUUCUGCAGUGUCUUCAACUCAUGCACCUACCAUGCAGGAUAAACCAGUGAGGUCAGGUGGAUUGCUUCCCGAUCCUCCCAGAUCAGCACGUUUUGAAGGCCCCAGAGGCCCUAGAUUUGAUGGACCUCGAGGAAGAGGAUAUGACAAAUUUGAAGGCUCGAGACAGAGAGGGCCUCGUUUUGACUCCCAGCGCUCAGAAGGAUACAGGUCACGUUUUGACCGACAGAAUACAGAUGGACAGUCUUCAAGUAGAUGGGGGACUAUCCCACGAGGACCAGCAGCACAAUUUUAUACUUCGACAAAUGCAUCACAUGGACAUGGUUCCCGACCUGGUGGUCCACGGUGGAGGGGGCCCAGGCCUCAUUUGGGACAGCAGCAGUCACAGACAGAUUCACAGUCAGAAAACAAAGAACCUUUUACAGACAUAGCUGGCAAUCAGCAGACUGUAAGCAGAACACAGUCUACUCCUGAUGCACAGAGUGCAGGUCCUGUUGAGCCAAAUGAGGACCUGACAAACACUCCACAGGAACCAUCGAAACCUGAAGUCAAAGAAACUAUUUCAGAUCCUCCCAAAAAGUGGACGUGGAGUUCACAUGAUCCUAACCAGCAAGUAGAAGAGUCCAAAGCCCCUACUCCGCCUAUUCAGAACCAGAAAUCAACAUGCCUUUCUAGUAACCCUGUAGCUUUGCAGUCAGGUAUUGCAAGAACAGGUGGUACAGUAACCCCUGUAACAGGAAAUCAGGAUUUGGAUUCACCAGAUAGCCAGUUGAUUGCUUCAGAUAGCACCCAGGGCCUACCUGGACCAGAAAGCAGAGGGAAAGGGUCAUUUAUGCAUGAAGAUAGAGGCAAGGGACCAGUAAGCAGAGGAAGGGGCCAGGGCAGACUGGAUGAUGGCCGUGGCAGAGGGCAGGGGGAUGGCCGUGGCUGGGGAAUGGGCCGUGGCCGAGGGAUGGGGAGGAUGGAUGGUGGCCGAGGGAUGGGGAGGAUGGAUGGUGGUCGGGGUAUGGGAAGGAUGGAUGGUGGUUGGGGAAUGGGCAGGAUGGACGAUGGCCAUGGCCGGGGAAUGGGCAGGAUGGAUGAUGGCCGUGGCAGAGGAUAUGUAUACAGAGGUAGAGGGCAGGCUAGGCAGGCAUCCAUCCGCGGCAGGGGUAUGUUCAGGAGAGCAGGCAGCCGGGAGAGGAUGCCAGAUAGGCGGUCAGGCAGCCGGGAGAGGAUGCCAGAUGGACGGUCUGGCAGCCGAGAGAGGGGACUGGGUGGACGGUCAGAUAGCCACGAGAGGGUAUUCUCUAGCCGAGACAGAGAGCUAGCUGGGCGGACAGGCAGCCGGGACAGGGGACGGGCAGGGAGCCGGGAGAGAGGCCCAGUGAGGCGGGCGGGUAGCCGGGAGAGGGAGCCCAUGCGGCGGGCGGGUAGCCGGGAGAGGGAACCCAUGCGGCGAGCAGGUAGCCGGGAGAGGGUCCCCAUCAGGCGGGCAGGUAGCCGGGAGAGGGUCCCCGUCAGGCAGGCAGGUAGCCGCGAGAGGGGUCCAGUCAGGCGGGCAGGUAGCCGCGAGAGGGGUCCCAUCAGGAGGGCAGGUAGCCGGGAGAGGGAAGCAGGAAGAUCUGAAACAGGCAAUAUAGAUAAACCCAUUCACCUAGGAGAUGAUACUGACAAAUUGGCUCCAUACCAUCGAGAUGAGACACUCAGGGGUUCUUGGGGUCAUGAAGAUGAUAGAAUGCAGGAGGAAUUUCCUUUAGAUAGUCAAGAUGACCCUUCUUUGGAGCAUGAGCGAUUGGAUGACUGGGAAAGAGAACGAUACUGGAGAGAUCACAACUCUGAUUAUCAGGAUGAUUCUGUAGAUGCUUAUGACAGAGAUGACAGGUUGCAACCCCACCAUUCAUUGCCUCCAUUAUCUCCCUUGCCACCACUACCUCCUUUAUCAUCUGAUCACGACAGACGAGAUUCGUGGUGGGAUGACUGGAAAAGACCAAGAGAGAGGGAACUCGAGAGAGAUCUAGAUAGGACUGGAAGAUCCUCAGAUAUUUAUGAUCAAGAUUUAGACAGAGAAUGGGAUAGAGACUGGGACAUGAGACCUAUGGAUGACAGAGAAAUGGGGAAUCGUGACCUGGAUAUCCCCCCUCUACCACCAUUACCACCUCUUCCACCUCUGGACAGAUACCGUGAAGAUAGGUGGAGGGAGGACAGGAACAGAGAUCAUUAUGACAGAGACCUCCGAGACAGGGGGGAGCUGAGGAUUCGAGAGUAUCCAGAGAGAUAUGACACAUGGCGGGAGAAGCAAGACUACCUUCCUGAAAGGACUGACUGGGAGAGGGAACGGUUGUCAGAUAGGUGGUAUCCAGAUGAUGGAGACAGACUGCGGUCUUUAGAUGAUCAUUCAGAUUCAUCCCUUCCUCCACCUUCACAUUCCUCUGAUAUGCUGGGAGCGGAUUCAAACCUGGACUCUGACCAGUCCUUGGGAGGAGUGAUGGUCCUUAGCCAAAGACAGCAUGAGAUAAUUCUGAAGGCUGCCCAGGAGCUCAAAAUGCUUAGAGAGCAAAAGGAACAGCUACAGAAGUUGAAAGAGUUUAAACCUGACAUUUCCACACAGGACUCUCCGAGAUCACAGAACACAAGCACAAGGCCAGGUGCCUUUCAGGAACGCUGGGAUGAGGAUUCUUUCCAUGGACUCUGGGACACAAAUGAGGAUAAAGGAGCAAAUAUGGAGUACGAGUUGUGUAAACAGGAGUCAAUGAUGCCUCCAACUGUCUCCUCGCCUGUGAAAGUACCUGCCGUUCACACCUCUGUUCCGUCAGCUGUACCAGUGUCCCUUCCUCCAGUUAUUCCUCCGGUUCCUAAAGCACCUGUAAUUCAGCAAACUGUGGAUUAUGGCCACGGGCGAGAUAUAACUACCAGUAAAGUGGAACAGAUUCCAUAUGGGGAGAGAGUAACCCUGCGUCCAGAACCUCUACCAGAGAGGCAAACAUUUCAAAAAGAGCACCCUGGUCGUUACAACCGAGAAAGAGAUCGUGAGCCUUAUUUUGAGCGUCAGGGUAAUUCCAACACAGAUCAUCGGGAUUUCAAGAGAGAGCGGGAAUUGCACAGAGACCGUGGUUCUGUGGACUAUGAACGAGAGAGAUUUGAAAAAGAGCGGCAUCCCCGAGAUGAUAGGGUUCUUCCUACUACACCUUCAAGGACUCAGUCUUACCGUGACAAGAAGGACCAUCCCUCUUCCAGGCGGGGUGGUUUUGAGAGACCACCAUAUGAACGAAAGACAGAUCGCCCAGCAUAUGAUCAUGGGCCUUCCAUGUUUGGAGAAAAUUCUUCUGUCCAAACACUGGAAUUUGAAGGUGAUCGUAGAAAUUACCCUGAGGAAAGGAUUCCUAUUUCUGCUCCGUCAAUGCCCCGUCAGCCACCACCUGCUCCACGAGUGGAAAGGAAACCAGAAUCUAAAAAUGUAGAUGAUAUUUUGAAGCCACCAGGACGGGAUAGCAGGCCAGAGAGGAUUGUAAUCAUAAUGAGAGGGUUGCCCGGCAGUGGAAAGACACAUGUAGCAAAACUCAUCAGGGAUAAGGAAGUAGAGUGUGGAGGACCUGCACCAAGAGUGCUCAGCCUGGAUGACUAUUUUAUCACUGAAGUGGAAAAAGAAGAGAGAGACCCAGAUACAGGGAAAAAAGUGAAAAAGAAGGUGAUGGAGUAUGAAUAUGAAGCUGAUAUGGAAGAGACCUAUCGUACCAGCAUGUUUAAAACUUUCAAAAAGACCUUGGAUGAUGGCUUCUUCCCCUUCAUUAUCCUUGAUGCUAUCAAUGAUAGAGUGCGACAUUUUGAACAGUUUUGGAGUGCUGCAAAAACCAAGGGUUUUGAGGUGUACUUAGCUGAAAUGAGUGCAGAUAACCAAACAUGUUCCAAGAGGAAUAUUCAUGGACGCAAGCUAAAGGAAAUCAGCAGGAUGUCUGAUCACUGGGAGGCAGCACCACGUCAUAUGAUGCGCCUGGACAUUCGUUCUCUAUUGCAGGAUGCUGCUAUCGAAGAGGUGGAGAUGGAGGAUUUUGAUGCAAAUAUUGAAGACCAGAAAGAAGAAGUCAAGAAGGAUACAGCAGAGGAGGAGGAAAGUGAACUGGGUUACAUUCCGAAAAGCAAAUGGGAGAUGGACACUUCUGAGGCAAAGCUAGACAAGCUGGAUGGUUUGCGGACUGGCACUAAAAGGAAACGUGACUGGGAAGCAAUUGCCAGCAGAAUGGAAGAUUAUCUACAGCUUCCAGAUGACUAUGAUACACGUGCUUCUGAACCGGGAAAGAAAAGGGUGCGGUGGGCGGAUCUAGAAGAAAAAAAAGAUGCAGACAGGAAAAGGGCCAUUGGUUUUGUUGUUGGACAAACAGAUUGGGAGAAGAUAACAGAUGAAAGUGGUCAUCUUGCUGAGAGAGCCCUCAACCGCACCAAGUAUAUAUGAAAAAGUGGUUAAAUGGAAUUUUGUGCCUUUAAGGCCAUUUGCUCUGAGGAGAAGUGAACCAAGGUGUCAUGAGCAUCUUGCAUGGGUCAUGUCACUCCCACCUUCACAGUUUUUCUUUGUUACUUUAGUUUCAGCAGUUUUCUUGAGAUAUUGGCAGAUAACCAGUGCCCUCAGAAAAACCAGCGAAUCCCGCUGCUCCUAAGUGAGAGAGACAGUUUACUUUUUAAUAUUUUUGGAGGGGAGGGAGGGGGAGGGCCAGUAGUUUUAGCUGCUGUUUGUGGGAUAAAGUGGAAGGAUUAGACAGACGUUAUCUCCACUGUACUGUCACAGAAUGUUUAUCACUUUUGCUUUGUGGCCGUUCUCGUUUUAUACUGUAUGUACCUUGUAGCUUAUUGUAUUAGGAAGCAGAACAAUAAAUUUCACUAUAAACUCAG
This is a messenger RNA of Haliaeetus leucocephalus (bald eagle), 6272 nucleotides long. It is a transcript of the gene YLPM1, whose product is annotated as YLP motif containing 1. Gene Ontology annotation, cellular component: nucleus. The transcript has 21 exons. Gene Ontology annotation, biological process: regulation of telomere maintenance. The record is from RefSeq and is a predicted model, not a curated record. NCBI's taxonomy places the organism in Eukaryota, Metazoa, Chordata, Aves, Accipitriformes, Accipitridae. Bases 115 to 5838 code for a protein of 1907 amino acids.